Molecule: messenger RNA, 1365 nt
Organism: Ambispora gerdemannii
Lineage: Eukaryota; Fungi; Glomeromycota; Glomeromycetes; Archaeosporales; Ambisporaceae
Source: the annotation of a GenBank genome assembly
AUGACGACUUCAUUCUAUCUUCCUCCAAGUUCAUACAUUUCGCGCCCGAAUAAUAACAUGAAUACAGCAAAUUUUGGUGGCUCACAAUUAUCCCACAAUAAUCCGGGGAAUCCUAAUAAUUCCGCAACUACCAAUACUAGUCCUUACUAUUUAACUGUCCAAGCGCCUCAAGCAUUGAACAGUGGUGUAGAGCAUCAACAACCACCUUCUUCUCAAUCACAAUCACAUCACCAACAACAGCCUCAACAAGUGAUACUUCAACAACCAUCUGUCGGAAAUGGCUGGAAUGUUCCUUCAGAUAAAAGAGGAGGACAUACCUCACCUUUGGGUUAUCCAUCUCAAGGUAAUCCUAACAAUGGUGCCGUUGCUUUGAGUUCGCCAUUCAAUAACACUUCGUUUCAAUCGUCUCAACCGAAUGUGCAAGAAGCGAAACCAGUAUUACCUCCGCGCUCAAUGCUCGACCAAUCUCCUCCGCCUUCUCUUUCAAUGAAUCAUUCGUCCAUUGUUUCACCAUUUUCUCAAUCGCUUUCUUCACAAUCUCCCAAUGACGUAUCGAAUCUUAUGGUACCCAACAGAUCUUCAACAAGUCGAACUGUGGCAAAUACAAAAAGAGCUGCUCAAAAUCGUGCUGCCCAACGUGCUUUCCGUCAACGCAAGGAUCGUUAUAUCAAGGAUCUUGAACAGAAAGCCAAGGAAUUGGAUAGCGUGAAGAAGCAAAAUGAAGCUUUGAUUAAGGAAGUUCAAGAAAAGGCUGCCACGAUUAGUAAUUUAAAAUCUCAAUUGGCUCGAUACAAAGCGGAAAUUGAUUAUAGUGAUGAUGAUUUGCGUCGCAAUAGUAAUGCGUCACCAUAUUCAAGUAACAAUGAUGACGACUCGCGUGGCUUUGAUGAGGAGCCAUGUAAUGGUGGCGGAUCAAAUAAUCACCAUAGUGAACAUUCUUUUUUUGAGAAAGAAAGCAAUAAAAGUCCUUAUCCAUUCUCGCCAACUUCUUCUGAUGGAUCUCCGCCACAAUCCUCAUUAAAUCGACCUGGUUCUGGCCUAACAGAAAAUCCGCCACGUGGCUCUGGCGUCAUUUUACCACCAGGUCCAAAUACCGACUCAACAAUUGAUCCUUACUAUCGAUCGGAUUAUCGUCAUUCAAAUCAUUUAAACUCGUCACAAAAUAUUGCACCAAUAUUGCAUCAAAACGUCGUAGUCGUGCCUGGCGAGGAAGAUACCGACCGAGUUAUGGUGGAUGAUCUAUGCGAAUUACUAAGAACCCGAAGUCGCCCCACCAUACCGCAUAAUUUGGGGAUGGGUAUAUGGACACCAACUAAUCAAGGAACUCAAUCGGGCGUCAAUGGAAGUGGAACAGUCGUGUCAUGA